This is a messenger RNA of Volvox carteri f. nagariensis, 1038 nucleotides long. It is a transcript of the gene dnj42, whose product is annotated as molecular chaperone. The record is from RefSeq and is a predicted model, not a curated record. The transcript has 7 exons. Gene Ontology annotation, biological process: protein refolding. Gene Ontology annotation, cellular component: cytoplasm. NCBI's taxonomy places the organism in Eukaryota, Viridiplantae, Chlorophyta, Chlorophyceae, Chlamydomonadales, Volvocaceae. The annotation marks the transcript as partial.
UUGUAUGGGCUGCUAGGCAUCAAGCGUUCUGCAACGCGUGCGGAAAUAAAAGCAGCGUAUCGUAGUGCAGCAAGGCGGCUGCACCCAGACACAAACGCAUCGCCAGCGGCCCAGGACGAUUUCCAGCGCAUCAAAGCAGCGUACGAGGUCUUGGUUGACAGCCGGCUACGAAAGGUGUACGACAACCUGGGUCUCAUAGCACUUGGUCCUAAGUUUUCGGAGCUACAUAGCUACCUGGGAUACGGAACGGAAUAUGCCGGUGAGAAUUGCAGUGUACGGCAAGGUCCUGGUGUUCGCGGUCGCGACGUGCACCUGGUGUUGGGCCUUAUGCUGAGUGAAGCUGCCCAGGGAGCUUACAAGAUACUGUCGUACAACGCCAUGUCGGCCUGUGAGGAUUGUCAAGGAGGGAGGGAGGUUGGUGAGAAUGUCACUGCAUGGUGUACUACAGAACACGCUUUGCUGAAGUCCUCACGGCAAACCUCCACAUUCCCUUCCACCUUCCCCUCCACCGACCUCCUUGAGAAACCUCCUUUCGUACCAUCGGUUUGUGUGUGUGUGUGUGUGUGUGUAAGUCUUUGUUCGGGUCGCGGUCGGCAUGUGGCGGUCCGCGAGCUGGCCGUCCAGGUGCCCGCGGGGGUUGACUCCGGGCAGGUGCUGCGGGUGUGCGGGGAGGGAGGUGCGGGCCGCUGCGGGGGCGCCCCGGGGGACCUGCUUGUACGGCUGGAGGUCUAUCCGGAAAGCAACCUGGAGCGGAGGGGCUUCGACCUGCACAGCGUUCUGGCGGUGGAUGUGUUUUUGGCCGUACUAGGGGGCGCGGUGGAGGUGGCGACUGUGCGGGGCGGGAGACUGCUGCAUGUGCCGCCUGGCUCCCAGCCCGGGGACGUGUUGUGUUUGUCCGGGGCGGGUAUUGCACACACGGCCUCGGGGGGUGGCGGCACCCAGCGGGGAGACCACUACUUCACCCUCACUGUACGGCUGCCCAGUGCCCAGCAACUGUGUGGCCCCUCCCUGGAGUUGCUCACACAGCUGGCGGCCGUU